Molecule: messenger RNA, 1066 nt
Organism: Paralichthys olivaceus (Japanese flounder)
Lineage: Eukaryota; Metazoa; Chordata; Actinopteri; Pleuronectiformes; Paralichthyidae
Source: RefSeq, a predicted model, not a curated record
UCGGCUGCUGUGUAGCAGGCAGGAGAGGAAGAUGGAGGAGAGCACUGUUAGAGACGGCGACACUGGAAGUGAAACCGGAGGAGAGGAUGCCUUGGUGGGGAAUGUGAACAAACUGACAGUGAGCCCACCAGGAUACACUGGAGCUCUACGAAAAGGACACCUGGUUUUUGAUGCUUGCUUUGAGAGCGGAAACCUCGGCCGUGUUGACUACAUCAGUGAGUUUGAGUUUGACCUCUUCAUCCGGCCUGACACCUGCAACCCCCGCUUCAGAGUCUGGUUCAACUUCACGGUGGAGAAUGUCCGUGAGACACAGAGAGUCAUUUUCAAUGUGGUCAACUUCUCCAAGACCAAGAGCCUGUACAGAGAUGGCAUGUCUCCUGUGGUGAAGUCAACCAGCAGGCCGAAAUGGCAGAGGCUCCCCGCCAAAAACGUGUACUACUACCGCUGCCCUGACCACCGGCGCAACUACGUCAUGUCCUUCGCCUUCUGCUUCGACAGAGAGGACGAUGUUUACCAGUUUGCUUACUGCUACCCCUACACCUACUCCAGACUGCAGCACUACCUGGCCAGCCUGGAGCGCAGGAACCUGCCCUACCUGCAGAGGGAGCAACUGGGACUCAGUGUUCAACAGCGGCGUCUCGACCUGUUAACCAUCACCAACUCAGCCCCAGACCACCUGAGUCCCGAGAGGGAGAAGAAGCUGGUCUUUCUUACGUCCCGUGUUCACCCUGGAGAGUCUCCUGCCUCCUUCAUCUGUCAAGGUGUGAUUGACUUCCUGGUAAGCCAACAUCCUGUGGCUCAGAUCCUGAGAGAUCAUGUGAUCUUCAAGAUCGUCCCCAUGCUAAACCCUGAUGGGGUCUACCUGGGCAACUACAGGUGUUCUUUGAUGGGCUUCGACUUGAAUCGCCACUGGCAGGAUCCCUCUCCAUGGGCCCACCCCACGCUGCACGCUGUCAAGCAACUCAUAGUGCAGAUGAACCAAGACCCUGACAUACCAACAGAUGUGGCAGCUUAUGUGGCACUAACAGGCCCGAAGCAGAGCGCUGCCUGUGCCCGUUCAGCCUGA